AUGCAGGACUUUAACGACGAUAUUACAGGGUCCUUCAGAAACGAUGGGAUUAAGGCGUCUGAUGUCCUGCCUGUGCUGAAAGAGAAAGUGGCCUUUGUGUCAGGAGGUCGUGAUAAGAGAGGUGGCCCCAUACUGACCUUCCCUGCCAGAAGCAACCAUGAUAGAAUAAAACACGAGGAGCUGCGGCAGCUGGUGACCUACCUCUCCACUGUGCCCAGUGAGGAUGUGUGCAAGCGAGGCUUCACGGUCAUCAUUGAUAUGCGCGGCUCCAAGUGGGACCUGAUCAAGCCUCUACUGAAGACCCUGCAGGAGGCCUUCCCCGCCGAGAUCUGCGUGGCGCUGAUCAUCAAACCCGACAACUUCUGGCAGAAGCAGAAGACCAACUUUGGCAGUGCCAAGUUCACAUUUGAGACUAGCAUGGUGUCAGUGGAGGGCCUGACUAAGUUGGUGGACCCGUCCCAGCUGACAGACGACUUUGAGGGCUCUCUGGAGUACAACCACGAGGAGUGGAUGGAUCUGCGCGUGGCCCUGGAGGAGUUCAUGGGCUCUGCCGUUCACCUCCUCUCCCGCCUGGAGGACCUCCAGGAGCUGCUGGCCAAGAAGGAGUUCCCGGUGGACGUGGAGGGCUCCCGGUGCCUCAUCGACGAGCACACGCAGCUCAAGAAGAAGGUGAUGAAGGCUCCUGUGGAGGAGCUGGACAGAGAGGGCCAGAGGCUGCUUCAGUGUAUCCGGUCUAGUGACGGGUUUUCUGGGAGGAACUGCAUCUCGGGCAGCGCUGACUUCCAGAGCGUGGUGCCUAAGAUCGCCAGCCUGCUGGACAAGCUGCACUCGACCAGACAGCACCUGCACCAGAUAUGGCACGUCCGCAAGCUCAAACUGGACCAGUGUUUCCAGCUUCGCCUCUUUGAGCAGGAUGCAGAGAAGAUGUUUGACUGGAUCAGUCACAAUAAGGAAGUGUUCCUGCAGAGCCACACAGAGAUCGGAGUCAGCUACCAGCACGCCGUGGACCUCCAGACGCAGCACAAUCACUUUGCCAUGAAUUCUAUGAACGCCUAUGUGAACAUCAACAGGAUCAUGUCGGUGGCGACGCGGCUGUCGGAGGCGGGCCACUACGCCUCGCAGCAGAUCAAACAGAUCUCGGCCCAGCUGGACCAGGAGUGGAAGAGCUUCGCCGCCGCCCUGGACGAACGCAGCACCAUCCUGGCCAUGUCGGCCGUCUUCCACCAGAAGUCGGAACAGUUCCUGGCUGGGGUGGAGGCCUGGUGCAAGAUAUGCAGUGAAGGGGGGCUGCCCUCGGAGAUGCAGGACCUGGAGCUGGCCAUCCACCACCACCAGACCCUCUAUGAACAGGUGACCCAGGCCUACACCGAGGUCAGUCAGGAUGGCAAGGCCCUACUGGAUGUCCUCCAGAGACCACUGAGCCCGGGGAACUCGGAGUCUCUGACGGCCACAGCCAACUACUCCAAGGCGGUCCACUGUAUCCUGGACGUGGUCCACGAGGUCCUGCACCACCAGAGACGCCUGGAGAGCAUCUGGCAACACCGCAAGGUCCGCCUGCACCAGAGGCUACAGCUCUGUGUGUUCCAACAGGACGUCCAACAGGUGAUGGACUGGAUAGAGAACCAUGGAGAGGCCUUCCUUAGCAAACACACGGGCGUGGGCAAGUCCCUCCACCGCGCCAGGGCACUGCAGAAACGCCACGACGAUUUUGAGGAGGUGGCACAGAACACCUACACCAACGCAGACAAGCUCCUGGAGGCGGCCGAGCAGCUGGCCCAGACUGGGGAAUGUGACCCGGAGGAGAUCUACAAAGCAGCGCGACACCUGGAGGUCAGGAUCCAAGACUUUGUCCGGCGGGUGGAGCAGAGGAAACUGCUGCUGGACAUGUCUGUCUCCUUCCACACCCACACCAAGGAGCUGUGGACGUGGAUGGAGGACCUGCAGAAGGAGCUGGUGGAGGAGGUGUGUUCAGACUCGGUGGAGUCAGUCCAGGAGCUCAUCAAGCAGUUCCAGCAGCAGCAGACGGCCACCCUGGAGGCUACGCUUAACGUCAUCAAGGAGGGAGAGGACCUCAUCCAGCAGCUCAGGUCAGUGCCUCUCGCUCUCUCGCUCGCUCUGGGCUCCAGGGACGCUGCAAUGUCCACCAACAAGAUGCCCCACAACAGCUCCAUCGCCCACAUCGAGAGUGUCCUGCAGCACCUGGAUGAGGCCCAGGGCCAGAUGGAGGAGCUGUUCCACGAGAGGAAAAUCAAACUGGAUAUCUUCCUGCAGCUACGCAUCUUUGAGCAGUACACCAUCGAGGUGACGGCGGAGCUGGACGCGUGGAACGAGGACCUGCUGCGCCAGGUGAACGACUUCAACUCGGAGGACCUGACUCUGGCCGAGCAGCGGCUGCAGCGCCACACGGAGCGCAAGCUGGCCAUGAACAGCAUGACCUUCGAGGUGAUGCAGCAGGGACAGGACCUGCACCAGUACAUCAUGGAGGUCCAGGCCUCAGGCAUUGAGUUGACUGGGGAGAAAGAGGUGGAUCUGGCCACUCAGGUCCAGGAGCUGCUGGAGUUCCUCCAUGAGAAGCAGCAUGAGCUGGACGUCAGCGCUGACCAGACCCAGAAGAGACUGCAGGAGUGUCUGCAGCUCCGCCACCUGCAGUCAGAGGUCAAACAGGUCCUGGGCUGGAUCCGGAACGGGGAGUCCAUGCUGAACGCCAGCAUGGUGAAUGCCAGCUCGCUGACAGAGGCAGAGCAACUGCAGAGGGAGCAUGAGCAGUUCCAGCUGGCCAUCGAGUCCCUGUUCCAUGCCAAUUCUCUCCAGAAGACCCACCAGAGUGCCCUGCAGGUGCAGCAGAAGGCUGAGGUCAUGCUCCAGGCGGGCCAUUUUGACCCGGACGGCAUACGGGCCUGCGCCGAGAAGGUGGCCAUGCACUGGCAACAGCUCAUGCUCAAGAUGGAGGAUCGUCUCAAGCUGGUCAACGCUUCUGUGGCCUUCUACAAGACCUCAGAGCAGGUGUGCAGUGUGCUGGAGAGUCUGGAGCAGGAGUACAGGAGGGAUGAGGACUGGUGUGGUGGCCAUGACAAGCUGGGAGCCAUGGCCGAGACGGACCAUGUCAUCCCCCUCAUCAGCAAACACCUGGAGCAGAAGGAAGCCUUCCUCAAGGCAUGCACGUUGGCCAGGAGAAAUGCUGAGGUAUUCCUGAAGUAUAUCCACAGGAACAACGUGGGUAUACCUGGUGCUUCAGGCCACGCCAGAGGACCCGAGCAGCAGGUUAAAGCCAUCCUCAAUGAGCUGCUCCAGAGGGAGAACCGGGUUCUGCACUUUUGGACCAUGAAGAAACGGCGCCUGGACCAGUGCCAGCAGUACGUGGUGUUCGAACGCAGUGCCAAACAGGCCUUAGACUGGAUCCAGGAAACAGGAGAGUAUUACCUCUCCACUCACACCUCCCCUGGAGAGAGCGGCGAGAGGAGUCAGGAACUGCUGAAGGAGUACGAGGAAUUCAGAGUCUCCGCCAAGCAAACCAAGGAGAAGGUGAAGCUCCUCAUUCAGCUGGCCGACAGCUUUGUGGAAAAGGGCCAUGUGCACGUCACUGAGCUGAAGAAGUGGGUCACCACGGUGGACAAGCGCUACCGAGACUUCUCCCUCCGGAUGGGGAAGUACCGUUCUAGUUUGGAGAAAUCACUGGGCAUCAGCUCUGAGGACAAUAAGGACUUGGAGCUGGACAUCAUCCCAGCCAGCCUGACUGAUCCUGGGGAGGUGAAGCUCCGCGACCCCAACCACGAGGUCAACGAGGAGAAGAGGAAGUCAGCCAGGAAGAAAGAGUUCAUCAUGGCUGAACUGCUUCAGACUGAGAAGGCCUAUGUCAGGGACUUGCAUGAAUGUUUAGAGACGUACCUGUGGGAGAUGACAAGUGGGGUGGAGGAGAUUCCUCCUGGCAUCGUCAACAAGGAGCACAUCGUCUUUGGCAACAUCCAGGAGAUUUAUGAUUUCCAUAACAGCAUUUUCCUCAAAGAGCUAGUGAACUAUGAGCAGCUACCUGAAGAUGUGGGCCAUUGUUUUGUCACAUGGGCUGAUAAAUUCCACAUGUACGUCAAUUACUGUAAAAACAAACCGGAUUCCAGCCAACUCAUCUUGGAGCAUGCUGGAAGCUUCUUCGAUGAAAUCCAGCAGCGACACGGAUUGGCCAACUCCAUCUCCUCGUACCUUAUCAAGCCAGUGCAGAGGAUCACUAAGUACCAGCUUCUCCUCAAGGAGCUGCUGACCUGCUGUGAGGAGGGGAAGGGGGAGAUUAAGGAUGGCCUGGAGGUUAUGCUUAGUGUCCCCAAGAGGGCCAACGACGCCAUGCACGUCGCCAUGCUGGAAGGUUUCGAUGAGAAUCUGGAUGUGCAGGGAGAGCUGUUCAUCCAGGACACGUUCCAGGUGUGGGAUCCCAAGUCUCUGAUCCGGAAGGGCCGGGACCGUCAUCUCUUCCUGUUCGAGAUCUCCCUGGUGUUCAGCAAGGAGAUCAAGGACUCAGCUGGACGCACCAAAUACGCCUUCAAGAGCAAACUGCUGACAUCAGAGCUGGGCGUGACGGAGCACAUUGAAGGGGACCCCUGUAAGUUUGCUCUGUGGGCUGGAAGGACCCCCUCAUCUGACAACAAGACUGUCCUCAAGGCGUCCAGUAUUGAAGCAAAGCAUGAGUGGAUCAAGAACAUCCGGGAGGUGAUCCAGGAGAGGAUCAUCCACCUCAAGGGGGCGCUGAAGGAGCCCAUCCACAUGCCCAAAACCCCUGCCAAGCCACGCAACAACAGCAAGAGGGAUGCUGGUGAGGAUGCAGACAGCCAGGGUGACGGCAGCAGCCAGCCAGACACCAUCUCCAUCGCUUCUAGGACUUCUCAGAACACUGUGGACAGUGAUAAGCUCUCUGGAGGCUGUGAGUUGACAGUGGUGCUGCAGGACUUCACGGCAGGUUGUUCCAGCGAGCUCAGCCUUCAGACGGGUCAGACGGUAGAGCUACUGGAGAGGCCCAGUGACCGCCCCGGCUGGUGUCUGGUGCGGACCACCGACCGUAGCCCCCCUCAGGAGGGCCUGGUGCCCAGCUCGGCCCUCUGUAUCUCUCACUCCCGCAGCAGCGUGGAGAUGGAGUGCUUCUUCCCCACAGGGAAAGAGAACUACUCGGUCAGCGGGCCCGAAGGAGCGAAGACCGAGUCGGUGGCCAACCUGCAGUCCCAGGCCUCCCUGAGCUCCAUCCAGUCCAGCUCUCCGGGACCGAAGCGCUCGGGCAACACCCUCAAGAAGUGGCUGACCAGCCCUGUGCGUCGCCUCAGCCACGGCAGCAGCGUCAAGAAGUUCCCCAGCAAGCACAAGAAGAGGGACGGCCGCAAGAGCAUCGACCUGGGGCCGCCUGAGAGCUCCCUGCACGACGGGAGCGUAGACGAGGUAAUGAGCAGCGGAGGAGAGGAGGAGCCAGAGGACGACUCUCACACCCCCCUCCCGCCCCCCAUGGAGAUCAUCAAGGACCCCUCGUCCCAGGAGGAGAAGUCCUCCGCAUUGCUUGCUGCGCGUCAGGGCUCUGCCGAUGUCCCCAGCGCUGCGGAGCUGGUCAGUGCAAUAGAAAAGUUGGUCCAAACUAAGAUGAAUCUGGAGCCAGGUGCCUACCCCAGCUUCACCACUUUGACCCCUCCGGAACAGACCAGCCCAGCCCUGCCCAGGAACCCUGAAAUGGAUCAGAAGGCCAAAGCUCUGCGCGGACGCAUGUUUGUCCUCAAUGAGCUGGUGCAGACCGAGAAGGACUAUGUCAAGGACUUGGGGAUUGUAGUGGAGGGGUUCAUGAAGACGAUCGAGGAUAAGGGAGUCCCUGAAGAUAUGAAAGGAAAAGACAAAAUCGUUUUUGGGAAUAUUCACCAGAUCUACGACUGGCACAAAGAUUUUUUUGUCGGUGAGCUGGAGAAAUGUCUUGAAGACAACGAGCACCUUCCUGAGCUUUUCAUUAAACAUGAGAGGCGACUACACAUGUAUGUGGUUUACUGCCAGAACAAGCCCAAGUCUGAAUUCAUUGUCGCCGAGUACGACACAUUCUUCGAGGGCGUACAGCAAGAGGUCAGCUCAAGACUUGGCAUAAGUGACUUUCUCAUAAAGCCAAUUCAGAGAAUUACCAAGUAUCAGCUGCUUCUAAAGGACUUCUUAAAGUAUAGUUCCAAAGCAGGACUAGAUUGCCAAGAGAUGGAGAAAGCAGUUGGUUUAAUGUCCCAGGUCCCCAAGCUGUGCAAUGACAUGAUGAAUCUUGGCAGACUACAAGGCUAUGAGGGUAAGCUGACCAGCCAGGGUAAACUGCUGCAGCAGGAGACAUUCUUCGUGACAGAGCAGGACACGGGCGUUCUGUCGCGCAGCAAGGAGCGCAGGGUCUUCCUCUUUGAGCAGAUCGUCAUCUUCAGCGAGCUCCUCCGCAAGGGCUCGUCCACCCCAGGCUACCAGUUCAAGAAGAGCAUCAAGGUGAGCUACCUGGGCUUGGAGGAGCAUGUGGACAACGACCCGUGUAAGUUUGUGCUGUCGUGUCGAGGCUCGGCCGAGCGCUUCACCCUGCAGGCGGCCAACCUGGACAUCAAGCAGGUGUGGGUCCAACAUGUCAGCCAGGUCCUGGAUGCCCAGAGCAACUUCCUGUCUGCCCUGCAGUCUCCCAUUGAGUACCACAAGGAGAAGGGUUGUUCCCAAUCCCUCACCAGAAACCCGUCGGGCAGUCGGCCCCCCAGUUCCAACAGCAGGCCCCUCUCCUCCUCCUCUGUGGGGGCAGAGAAGCCCCCCCUGGCAGGACCGGGUAGGACCCCAACUCCUCUCAAACUAUCUACCUCCAACGGCAGCUCCUGCUUUGACCCCAUGAAACACAGCGAACGCUAUGACUCCACUAGGCAUCAUGACGGCAUUGGAUGUAACGGCAUGUCCUCCACCAUGAUGGUGACCCAGGACUACAGUGCACUGAAGGAGAAUGAGAUCUGUGUGAUCCAGGGCGAGAUGGUGCAGAUCAUGGCCACCAACCAGCAGAACAUGUACCUAGUGUACCGGCCCGCCAACAGCCAGUCCCCUGCUGCCGAGGGCUGGGUCCCAGGCCACAUCCUGGGCCCCCUCAUUAAAACGCUCAAAGACAGUACUGCUGACGCAAGCAUCAAGAAAUCUCUUUCAUGGAAUACCCUGCGCUCGAGAAAGCGAGCGGAGAAGGAUAGCAGUGGCAAGGGUGAUGCAAAGGUUGAGAAUGGACUCCGUAAGCCCAAGGAGAUUCUCAGCACCAAGGUCACUGUCAAAGAGUCAAACAGCUCAGAGGAGUCAGAUUGCGAUGAUGAACUCCCCAAAACUAGCAUGGAGAUAAUGAAUCCCAAUUUUAUACAAGAAGUUGCUCCAGAGUUCCUGAUCUCACUAGCGGAUGUGACAUGUGCAUUCGGGGAGACGGUGGUCCUAUGCUGCAAAGUGUGUGGACGUCCCAAACCCAACAUCACUCUGAAAGGACCCGAUCAGAGCCCGCUUGUCAACAACAGCAGGUUCACUAUAAACAUUAGGGAUACGGGCGACAUUCUGCUCAAGAUCUGUAACCUGAUGCCCCAGGACACUGGCAUCUACACCUGUGUGGCCGUCAACGACCAUGGCACCGCCUCCUCCUCCGCCUCCAUCAAAGUACAAGGUAUUCCAGCAGCACCUGCGAGGCCAGUGGCCCAGGAGGCCAGUAGCAAUGCAGUGAUCGUCCACUGGCUCCCACCAGCCAGCUCAGCUAACUGUGCUGUGUCUAGCUACACAGUGGAGUACAGGCAGGAAGACUCCCUGGUGUGGCAGGAGUCGGUGGUCUCCACAGUAGAUGUGUGUGUGAAAAUUGAAGAUCUCAUUCCUGGGGGGCACUACCAGUUCCGGGUCAGUGCCAGUAACCCCUGGGGUAUCAGUCCGCCAAGCGAGCCCUCAAACAUGGUGACCCUGCCCAGCGGGACUUCCACAUAUGAUGGAACGGGCAUUCAGUGGAAAGGCAACUUUGAAUCGUCUUUCACAGAAAUUUGUGAGAUCGGACGGGGCCGAUUCUCUGUAGUGAGAAAGUGUCUGAACAAGGCCAGUAAGAAGGAGGUGGCUGUGAAGUACGUCACUAAGAAGAUGCAGAAGAAGGAGCAGGUAGCCCACGAGGCGGACAUCUUAUGCCAUGUCCAGCAUCCUCAGCUGGUGGCUCUGACUGACACCUAUGAGUCUCCCACCUCCCUCAUGCUGGUCUUUGAGCUGCUGGAGGGCGGGAGGCUGCUGGACUACCUGGUGGCCCAUGAUGAGCUGAUGGAGGAGAAGGUGGCCUUCUUUGUGAAGGACACCUUAGAGGCAUUGCAGCACCUCCACACCUGCAGAGUGGUACAUCUAGACCUAAAGCCUGAGAACCUCCUGGUGGAUCUCCACGUGCCUGUUCCCUGCAUUAAGCUCAUAGACUUUGGAGAUGCGGUCCAGGUGUCUGGCCACCGUUAUGUCCACCUGCUCCUGGGAAACCCAGAGUUUGCUGCUCCGGAGCUGAUCCAGGGCACCCCGGUGUCGCUGAGCACGGACGUGUGGAGCGCCGGUGUCCUGGCCUACGUCAUGCUGAGCGGCGUCUCGCCCUUCCUGGACGAGAGCCUAGAGGAAACGUGCGUCAACAUCUGCAAGCUGGACUUCUGCUUCCCCGAGGACUACUUCCAGGGAGUGAGUCAGGCAGCCCGGGACUUCAUAAGCUCUACCCUGCAGCAGGACCCCAGGAAGAGGCCCAGUGCCACCACCUGUCUCCAGCAUCCCUGGGUGGGCGCCCACAGUGGAGACUAUUCCAAGAACCCACUGGACACUGGUCGCCUGGCCUCUUUCAUCGACAGACGGCGGCAGCUGCACGAUGUGCGCCCCGUCACCAACAUCAAGGGACUGGUGACCAGUAGCAUGGGACACACCCUAUAAACACCCCAUGAAUACAACACACAGGUGGAAUGAAAACACACUGUUAGCAGUACU
Molecule: messenger RNA, 8958 nt
Organism: Salvelinus namaycush (lake trout)
Lineage: Eukaryota; Metazoa; Chordata; Actinopteri; Salmoniformes; Salmonidae
Gene: kalrna
Product: kalirin RhoGEF kinase a
Exons: 60
Coding region: 1-8904 (2967 amino acids)
Biological process (GO): protein phosphorylation
Cellular component (GO): cytoplasm
Molecular function (GO): protein binding; protein kinase activity; ATP binding
Source: RefSeq, a predicted model, not a curated record